Messenger RNA from Indicator indicator, 1026 nucleotides. It is a transcript of the gene SSR1, whose product is annotated as signal sequence receptor subunit 1. The transcript is spliced from 8 exons. Gene Ontology annotation, cellular component: endoplasmic reticulum membrane; endoplasmic reticulum. The record is from RefSeq and is a predicted model, not a curated record. NCBI's taxonomy places the organism in Eukaryota, Metazoa, Chordata, Aves, Piciformes, Indicatoridae. The coding region runs from base 50 to 916 and encodes 288 amino acids.
CAGGCGCCGGUCCGGUGCUGCGUACCGGGGAGUUGUCUUUGCUGCCAUUAUGAGGCGCCUAUCGCAGUUGCUGUUGCUCGCCCUGCUCGUUUUUCCCGCCGCCCUGCUUCUCGGUGGCACCCGCAGUGGCCCAGGUUUGUUAGUUGCAGCUCAGGAUGCUACAGAAGAUGAGGAAGCUGUGGAAGAUACUGUAGUUGAAGAUGAAGAUGAUGAAGCUGAAGUUGAGGAAGAUGAGCCAACAGACUUGACAGAAGAAAAAGAGGAGGAAGACUUGUCAGGAGAACCUAAAGCCUCACCCAGUGCUGAUACAACUAUAUUGUUUGUGAAAGGUGAAGACUUCCCAGCCAACAACAUUGUAAAAUUCCUGGUGGGCUUCACCAAUAAGGGUACAGAGGAUUUCAUUGUUGAGUCUCUGGAUGCUUCUUUCCGUUAUCCUCAAGAUUACCAGUUUUACAUUCAGAACUUCACAGCUCUCCCUCUGAAUACAGUAGUUCCUCCACAGAGACAAGCCACCUUUGAAUAUUCCUUCAUCCCUGCUGAGCCUAUGGGUGGUCGUCCCUUUGGACUGGUUAUCAAUCUCAACUACAGAGAUGUAAAUGGCAACAUAUUUCAAGAUGCUGUCUUCAAUCAGACUGUUACAGUCAUUGAGAAAGAAGAUGGGCUGGAUGGAGAAACGAUCUUCAUGUACAUGUUCCUCGCUGGACUUGGUCUACUCGUUAUUGUUGGCCUACAUCAGCUGCUAGAAUCUAGGAAGAGGAAAAGACCAGUACAGAAAGUAGAGAUGGGAACAUCAAAUCAGAAUGAUGUUGAUAUGAGCUGGAUUCCCCAAGAAACUUUAAAUCAAAUAAAUAAAGCUUCACCAAGGAGGUUGCCCUACAAGAGGGCACAGAAGAGAGCAGUGGGCUCUGAUGAGUAAAUGUUAACUAGUGCAACAGUUGAACCUUUACUAAUCAUCCUGCCUGUUUGGAAAAAUGUUUUGGUUUUUUUUUUGAAGUAGUGCAGAGAAUCCAUCUCACCAUAAGGAAA